AAACCUCUAUUCCCUUUUUCGUCAUUUCAGUCCUCAAAAUCAUCCCCUUUCUUCUCCUUUCUUCUUCCUACUCCCCACCCCCACCGAGAUUUCGCCCUCGCUGAUUCUCUACACCGCAAAUCCGAAUCAUUUCAGCUUUUACCGUACACGCCGAAGCUUUUGGAUGGUUUAAAUUGAAUGGACUAUAGAUGCUAUAUCUGCAGCCUGUGACCAACCAUUAACUAUCUGCUCCAGAUCUGAGGUCUUGGUGCUUCUCUGACAAAAUAUUCUAAUAUAAGGACUGAUACUGUGAAUGAGAUUGACAAUGGAGUUGAAUAACCUGAAGGAUGCAUUUGAUCGUGUAGCAAAGAAGCAAAAGCUGUCCUGCUCUAAAGUGCAGGAAGUUAUGGAUCAGAUCGUACAAGAAAUCGAGAAGGCAAUAGAGAUGAUGCAGUCGACCACCCUUGACCAUAAAUCUAUACUUGCUGAACUGAAGAAAAAGUUGCAUGAAAUUGCUCCACUUGCUCAGCUAGAAGGCACACAGAAGGAACUCAACAUUGCAUUGAGCAAGUAUCCAAAAGCUCUUGAGAAAACCCUUAAUCCUGAUAUAUCCAAGGCUUAUCGAAAUAUCGAGUUUGAUUCUCAUACAGUUAACCAAAUAAUUGCCAGCCAUUUCUAUCGGCAGGGCAUGUUUGAUGUUGGUGAUUGUUUUAUAACUGAAGCUGGGGAAGCAGAAGCUGCUGCUGCUAUGAGAUCGCUUUUUCAAGAAAUGUAUCAAAUACUUGAAGCCAUGAAGAGUAGGAACCUAGAGCCUGCCCUGAAAUGGGCAGCCGCAAACUCCGAUAAUCUGAAAGAAAAUGGUUCGGACCUCCUGUUGGGACUCCAUCAGUUGCAGUUUGUGAAAAUACUACAGAAGGGAAGCAGAGAAGAAGCACUCAAGUAUGCAAGAACUAACUUCGUUCCUUUUGCAGGAAACCAUAUGGCCGAGAUCCAGAAACUCAUGGGGUGUCUCUUGUAUUCCGAUAGACUUAGUGAGUCCCCAUAUGCUCAUUUAUUAUCACCAACCAAUUGGGAUAUAGUGGCUGAAGAGCUCACUCGACAGUUCUGCAACUUACUGGGGCAGUCAUAUCAGAGCCCAUUGAGUGUGACAAUAGCAGCAGGUGUGCAAGGUCUACCACCACUUUUAAAGUUUAUGACAGUUAUGGCUGGGAAGAAGCAAGAAUGGCAAUCAAUGAAGCAGUUGCCCGUGCCAGUGGAGUUAGAUAAAGAGUUCCAAUUUCAUUCUAUAUUCGUGUGUCCCGUGUCUAAGGAGCAAUCGACCGAAGAUAACCCGCCGAUGCUGAUGUCGUGUGGUCAUGUGCUCUGCAAACAAUCCAUCAACAAGAUGUCGAAGAAUGGAUCGAAAACUUUCAAGUGCCCGUACUGCCCAUCCGAUGUCGAUGCGCCCCGGUGCAGACAGCUGAAUUUCUGAUUAUGUUUACCCUAAAAUGCAAAUGGGGUUGUAUUAAAAAAAAAAAAAAGCAGAACUGUUUCCUUUGGACUGAAUCAAAAAUUAUGUCUAGAACUAGAAAUUGUUUGUGGUGAGAUGUUGACAAAUGCUGGUCAGCAAUGGUGUAGUGUUUAUUGAUGAACUACUUGUAAAUAGAAACUCUUUCCUACAUCCAUGCAUGUAUUGGAAACCUAAUUCGUGAUUUCGGUUCAGCUGAAUUUAUUUUGAUUUUUUAA
Messenger RNA from Gossypium raimondii (Peruvian cotton), 1704 nucleotides. Its product is annotated as protein RMD5 homolog. The transcript has 4 exons. The record is from RefSeq and is a predicted model, not a curated record. Gene Ontology annotation, molecular function: ubiquitin protein ligase activity; protein binding. Gene Ontology annotation, biological process: proteasome-mediated ubiquitin-dependent protein catabolic process. NCBI's taxonomy places the organism in Eukaryota, Viridiplantae, Streptophyta, Magnoliopsida, Malvales, Malvaceae. Bases 293 to 1450 code for a protein of 385 amino acids. Gene Ontology annotation, cellular component: nucleus; GID complex; cytoplasm.